Messenger RNA from Symbiodinium sp. CCMP2456, 268 nucleotides. NCBI's taxonomy places the organism in Eukaryota, Dinophyceae, Suessiales, Symbiodiniaceae. The record is from the annotation of a GenBank genome assembly.
GAGGACGAACGACAGCUUCGGCGAGAGAGCCGGCAGGCCUGGAAAUCGUGCGUGGAAGAGCUCCAAGGAGGUGCCGCGCGUCUCUGGCAGAAGCGCCUUGCGAGCUCGCAAAAGAUUGCCAGGUUUGCCGACCUGCCCGAGGAGGGUGAAGGCUUUCAGGCCUGGGGAGAGGGAUCCAUCCUCGAAGGUAAGUCGCCCUCUCGUCGUUCCUGGAGACCGUCUCAGGCGCAGCACGAGCUGAUGCAGGCCCUGAAGUUCCAGCUGACCG